This is a messenger RNA of Oryza sativa Japonica Group (Japanese rice), 3724 nucleotides long. NCBI's taxonomy places the organism in Eukaryota, Viridiplantae, Streptophyta, Magnoliopsida, Poales, Poaceae. The record is from RefSeq and is a predicted model, not a curated record.
UGACUUGUAAUGUUAAUAUUGAUAAUGAAGUUUGUUAAGCUGUAUGUCAAUGUUUUGUAGAAUACAUAGUUUUAACCCCAUGAAUAUAAGAAUUCUUUUUAGGGGGCUCCAUCUAACAUCUUUAGAGGUAAGAGCUCUAACAAAAUACUCAUCACUAUACUGAUAUUGAUGGCUUUGCCCUAAUGAGAAAAUGUUCUGUCCUGCCAUUAAUAAAUCAGGCAAAAGUAUUAUCCUUCUAAUGUAAUCAGUGAUGUUGUCUAGCUACAAAAACGUGGAAUCUUUCACUAACUCAACUGAAGCUCCUGAAUUCAAAGUUCAAAUAAAUAUACCAAAUAUAUCUAGGAUCCAAAGUAAUCAUAACACAAAGUUUUAUACUAAAACAAAACAGAAGAAUGAAAACUGAUACUCUUAUUAGACUCUGAAUCAUUGAUUGAUAUCUUGUGAAACAGACAGGAAAUAUAAUUAGAUGCCAAAUAUAUUUGAAGUUCAGAAUUUCAGUUGUAGCAUUUUAUUUGUUUUCUUACAGAACUGAUUGUAUACAUUCAAAUUUGAAAACAUAUUUCAUUUCCUUCUAUCAUAAUAAUCGACAUUAGAACACAUAAAGGUCCACUUACCACCUAUGAGGUAAGAGUAAUAUGAACCGUCGAUGCAAAAUACAUGGUUUGGAAAGAGUUGGUGUACCGUAAAAAAUCCUUUGAAUAAUUAACUUUUGAUUGCAAGGCAAAAAACAGCAAAUGGUAGUUGCAAGAUUUUGUGUUUGCUAAUGGACUUGAUGUUCCCGGUGUUGUUUCAGGAACCUGAAUCAGAAUUAUUUGACUGGUGCCAUCCCAUCAUUCAUUGGAAAAUUUGCUUCCAUGAAAUAUUUGGGCUUGGGUUUCAAUCCACUGUCUGGACAACUUCCGAAGGAACUUGGGAACCUCACCAAUCUCCUCUCACUGGGCAUUAGCCUGGACAACUUUACUGGUGAACUUCCUGAAGAACUGGGCAACUUGACCAAACUUGAGCAGUUGUACAUUGAUAGUUCUGGAUUCAGCGGCCCGUUUCCUUCGACGAUCUCCAAGCUUAAGAACCUGAAGUACUUGAAAGCGUCAGAUAAUGAAUUCACAGGGAAAUUACCGGAUUACUUGGGGAGCUUGACUGAAUUGGAAGAUCUGGCUUUCCAAGGAAAUUCUUUUGAAGGGCCAAUUCCUGCAAGUUUGUCCAAUCUGACCAAACUAACAAACUUACGGAUUGGUGAUAUUGUAAAUGGGAGUUCUUCACUGGGAUUUAUCAGUAAUCUGACAUCUUUGACCAACUUAGUAUUAAGGAACUGCAGGAUAUCGGAAAACCUUGAAACAGUAGAUUUUUCGAAGUUUGCAGCGUUAACCAUGCUGGACUUGAGUUUUAACAAUAUUACAGGCCAAGUUCCUCAGUCCAUCCUGAAUCUAGGAAUGCUUCAAUUCCUGUUUCUUGGGAACAAUAGCCUCAUAGGAACUUUGCCUGAUGUUAUAAGCUCUUCUUUAAAAGUGAUAGAUUUUUCCUACAAUCAUCUCACCGGAACCUCUCCUUCUUGGGCUACCCAGAAUAAUUUGCAAUUGAAUUUGGUGGCAAACAACAUUGUUCUUGGUAGCACCAAAAACAGUAUACCUUCCGGACUAAACUGCCUCCAACAAGACACUCCUUGUUUCCGUGGAUCUCCCAAAUAUUAUUCGUUUGCGGUUGACUGCGGCAGUGAUAUAUCUACUAGGGGCUCAGAUAAUACCAUAUAUGAAGCAGAUGCUACAAACCUUGGGGAUGCAUCAUAUUAUGUUACUGAUCAAAUAAGAUGGGGUGUCAGCAAUGUUGGAUACUUUUACCAAGCCACGGAUAGAAUGGACAUAAUAUAUAGCUCUGAGCAUUUUCAGACUGCAGUCGACUCAAAAUUGUUCGAGACUGCAAGGAUGUCACCAUCUUCACUGAGAUAUUAUGGGCUUGGACUUGAGAAUGGAAAUUACACUGUUAUGCUUCAAUUCGCAGAGUUUGCUUUUCCAGACACGCAAACUUGGCUAAGCUUAGGAAGGAGAAUUUUUGACAUAUAUGUCCAGGGUGCUCUGAAAGAAAAGAAUUUCGAUAUAAGGAAGACAGCUGGUGGAAAAUCUUUUACCGCAAUUAACAGGACUUACACGGCAACCGUGUUAAAAAACUUCCUCGAGAUCCAUCUCUUCUGGGCUGGCAAGGGCACUUCUGGCAUACCUACCCAAGGUUACUACGGACCGAUGAUCUCAGCAUUAAGCGUCACUCCAAAUUUUACUCCAACUGUGCGAAAUGGUGUACCAAAAAAGGGAAGCAAAGCAGGUGAAAUUGCUGGAAUAUUGACUGGCGCUUCAGUUUUAGGAUUAGCAGGCUUAUUUGGAAUAUUUAUGUGGAUAAAGAAGCGAAGAACAAUGGCAAAGCAGAAAGAAGAACUGUACAACCUGGUCGGACGACCUGAUGUCUUCAGUAACUCUGAACUCAAGCUAGCCACAGACAAUUUUAAUUCUCAAAACAUUAUCGGGGAAGGCGGAUACGGGCCAGUGUAUAAGGGUAAGCUACCCGAUGGAAGAGUUAUAGCUGUGAAACAACUUUCUGAAUCAUCUCAUCAAGGCAAAAGCCAAUUUGUUACGGAGGUUGCAACAAUUUCUGCUGUGCAACACCGGAAUCUUGUGAAACUGCAUGGAUGUUGCAUUGACAGCAACACACCAUUGUUGGUUUAUGAGUACCUUGAAAAUGGAAGCCUGGAUCAAGCAAUCUUUGGACAUAGUAGCUUAAAUCUAGACUGGGCAAUGCGCUUCGAGAUCAUUUUAGGCAUUGCAAGAGGCCUAAGUUAUCUUCAUGAGGAGUCGAGUGUAUGCAUCGUGCAUAGGGACAUCAAAGCCAGCAACAUACUACUUGACACUGAUCUGAUCCCAAAGAUCUCUGACUUUGGACUCGCCAAGCUCUAUGAUGAGAAGCAAACUCAUGUGAGCACGGGAAUUGCAGGCACAUUUGGCUAUCUGGCUCCUGAGUAUGCAAUGAGAGGUCAUUUGACACAAAAGGCUGAUGUUUUUGCAUUUGGGGUGGUUAUGUUGGAGACAGUUGCUGGUCGAUCAAACACUAAUAACUCUCUCGAAGAAAGCAAGAUCAAUCUCCUUGAAUGGGCCUGGGACCAGUAUGAAAAGGAGCAAGCUCUCAGAAUCCUUGACCCAAAUCUCAAGGGAUUCAACAAGGAUGAAGCUUUUAGAGUCAUCCGUGUUGCGCUGCACUGCACGCAGGGCUCACCACAUCAGCGACCACCAAUGUCGAAGGUCGUGGCAAUGCUCACCGGAGAAGUUGAGGUACCUAAGGUGGUCACAAAGCCAAGCUACAUCACUGAGUGGCAAAUGAUGGACGGUAAUAGAAGCUAUGUCACCAGCAGCUACUCAGGGUCUACCACCCAUGAGUUCGGCAGGCAGAACGAGAUCGAACCUCUGCAGCAAUCACCACCUAUAAUCAAAGCGGGAAGGUGAAUGCAAAGUUGAAUUGUGCAGAUGGUCGAUUUUGGGUUGAUGUGACAAUAUUGAAUACUGCUCGUUCUUACUUACAUAUAUAGUUGCAUGCUGAUGUUAGUGGUAUUUGGAUAUUUAUAGAUAUUUCAGGAACAAAGCUGUAAUAAGUUUAAACUGUAAUAAGGGGCGACCCAAUAGUGUCAUAAGAAACAAAACUUCAUGGAAUAAAUGGUUGACACAUGAGGCAAUGAGGUGGACAAUUA